This is a messenger RNA of Acomys russatus (golden spiny mouse), 2005 nucleotides long. It is a transcript of the gene Slc25a23, whose product is annotated as solute carrier family 25 member 23. The transcript has 10 exons. Lineage: Eukaryota; Metazoa; Chordata; Mammalia; Rodentia; Muridae. Gene Ontology annotation, biological process: transmembrane transport. The record is from RefSeq and is a predicted model, not a curated record. Gene Ontology annotation, molecular function: ATP transmembrane transporter activity; calcium ion binding. Bases 210 to 1613 code for a protein of 467 amino acids.
GGAGGAGGAGACGCAAGUUCUGGCGCGGGCGGGGACGACUAAAAUUUAUCACUUCCAGCAAGUGCCGGAGCUCCGUCCGUCAGCGCAGAGGCUGCUGUGCGGGUGGUCCCGGGAGCUGGCCCUUUGGGGGUCCCGGGGGGGAGGGGGAGCCGGAAAGCCCCCGCCGAGGCCGUCGCUGCGGGGCCUCCCCUCCCCCCCGGGCGGGCGCCAUGCGGGGGGGCUCCGGCGACGCGGAGCGGCAGCAGCGCUGGGGUCGCCUGUUCGAAGAGCUGGACAGCAACAAGGACGGCCGCGUGGACGUGCAUGAGUUGCGCCAGGGGCUGGCCAGGCUGGGAGGGGGCGAUCCCGACCAUGCACAGCAGGGCAUCUCAUCUGAGAGGGACAUUGAUACAGAUGGUGGCCUCAGCCUGGAGGAAUUCAGCCGCUACCUGCAGGAACGGGAGCAGCGCCUUCUGCUCAUGUUUCACAGCCUUGACCGGAACCAGGAUGGUCACAUCGAUGUCUCUGAGAUUCAGCAGAGCUUCCGAGCCCUGGGUAUCUCCAUCUCGCUGGAGCAGGCAGAGAAAAUCCUACACAGCAUGGACCGCGAUGGCACCAUGACCAUAGAUUGGCAGGAAUGGCGAGACCACUUCCUGCUGCACUCUCUGGAGAAUGUGGAGGACGUCCUAUAUUUUUGGAAGCAUUCUACAGUCCUCGACAUUGGCGAAUGCCUGACGGUGCCCGAUGAGUUCUCCAAGCAAGAGAAACUUACAGGCACGUGGUGGAAGCAGCUGGUGGCUGGCGCAGUGGCAGGCGCCGUGUCGCGGACAGGCACAGCUCCUCUGGACCGUCUCAAGGUCUUCAUGCAGGUGCACGCCUCAAGGUCCAACCGACUCAACAUCCUAGGGGGCCUGCGGAACAUGAUUCAAGAAGGAGGCAUCUUGUCCCUCUGGCGGGGCAACGGCAUCAACGUGCUCAAGAUUGCCCCUGAGUCGGCCAUCAAGUUCAUGGCUUACGAACAGAUCAAGCGGGCCAUCCGGGGCCAGCAAGAGACACUGCAGGUUCAAGAGCGCUUCGUGGCUGGCUCCCUGGCGGGGGCCACAGCUCAAACCAUCAUUUACCCCAUGGAGGUACUGAAGACUCGGCUAACCCUACGCAGAACCGGCCAAUACAAGGGGCUCCUGGACUGCGCAAGGAGGAUCCUGGAGCGUGAAGGGCCCCGCGCCUUCUACCGUGGCUACCUGCCUAAUGUGUUGGGCAUCAUCCCCUAUGCAGGAAUUGACCUAGCUGUCUAUGAGACUCUGAAGAAUCGCUGGCUUCAGCAGUACAGCCACGAAUCAGCAAACCCGGGCAUUCUCGUGCUCCUGGCCUGUGGCACCAUCUCCAGCACCUGUGGCCAGAUUGCCAGCUACCCCCUGGCACUGGUCCGGACCCGAAUGCAGGCCCAAGCCUCCGUUGAGGGUGGCCCGCAAGUCUCCAUGGUGGGUCUGCUUCGACACAUCCUAUCUCAGGAGGGUGUGUGGGGCCUCUACCGGGGCAUCGCCCCCAACUUCAUGAAGGUCAUUCCAGCCGUGAGCAUCUCCUAUGUGGUCUACGAGAACAUGAAGCAGGCUCUGGGGGUCACAUCCAGGUGAGGGACUGGGAGCUUGCCCCCCCCAAGAUUCCCUCAUCUUCACCGUGGCAUCCCCCAUACUGACGUCCUCAACCACCAGAGACUGUUGGCCUGACCAGUGGAUCCUGACACCCACACCCCCACACCCCAAGCUGCGGGAUCCCAGUGCCCAAAUCUCCGAUCCUUGCCCUGUGCCCUGACCAUUGUACCACUAGACCCCACACUUUAGCCAGUGGACCCCCAGGACUGGAUCCUUGACUUCACAACCAGACCCCAACUGCUGGCCCCCACACAUCAGCAGUCUGACACUUGAAAUGCAAAACUAUCCACACCCUGGCCCUGAACCCUUAUCCCCGAACCCCUUGAUCCUGCUCAUCUGCACCCCAAAACUGGAUCCUACUUUUUCCCUGUCAC